Molecule: messenger RNA, 2481 nt
Organism: Epinephelus moara (kelp grouper)
Lineage: Eukaryota; Metazoa; Chordata; Actinopteri; Perciformes; Serranidae
Gene: yif1b
Product: Yip1 interacting factor homolog B (S. cerevisiae)
Exons: 8
Coding region: 114-1022 (302 amino acids)
Biological process (GO): endoplasmic reticulum to Golgi vesicle-mediated transport
Cellular component (GO): endoplasmic reticulum-Golgi intermediate compartment; COPII-coated ER to Golgi transport vesicle; Golgi membrane
Source: RefSeq, a predicted model, not a curated record
GUGUAAAACUUAUGAAUGACUCCAACUUCUCUGUGUAGCUUGUCAACUGGUAGCAACCGCAUCUCAGUGGAGUUGGUUUACUGACGGCUACCGCCUCCAGCAAGUCAGUCCAAAUGGAUUACACAGCAAGUCAGAGCGGGUUCAGACAGCGUAAGUUACAGCCUAAUAUGCGUCUCAGGAAUAGUUCAGUGGAUGGGUCAGAUGGCAGCCAGCUGUUUGAGGAUACGAGUGGAACAGGGUACAGUAACCCGCCGGCCGGGCCUCAAGCAGCGGGAUUUCCUGCCCAGUCCAUCCUGUCAGACCCCAUGUCUAACCUGGCUAUGGCAUAUGGCAGCUCACUGGCGUCCCAGGGAAGGGAAAUGGUGGACAAGAAUCUGGACAGGUUCAUCCCUAUUUCUAAGCUGAAGUAUUACUUUGCUGUGGACACAGUGUAUGUGGGGAAGAAGCUGGGCCUCCUGGUUUUCCCUUACAUGCAUGAGAACUGGGAGGUGAGUUACCAGCAGGACACUCCUGUGGCUCCACGCUUCGAUGUGAACGCUCCUGAUCUCUACAUUCCCACCAUGGGCUUCAUCACGUACGUCCUGGUGGCUGGCCUGGCCCUCGGCACACAGAACAGGUUUUCUCCGGAGCUGCUGGGAGUUCAGGCCAGCUCAGCGUUGGUGUGGCUGAUCAUGGAAGUCCUGGCAGUGCUGCUGUCGCUCUACCUUGUGACUGUGAACACCGACCUCACGACCAUAGACCUGCUGGCCUUCUCUGGCUACAAAUAUGUUGGGAUGAUCGUAGGGAUAGUAGCAGGCCUGAUGUUUGGGAAGCCAGCGUACUAUCUCUCUCUGCUGUGGUGCUGUGCUGCCAUCUUUGUCUUUAUGAUCCGCACCUUGCGUCUGAAGCUGCUAUCCGAGGCGGCGGCGGAGGGGAGGCUGGUGAGAGGAGCCAGGAACCAGCUGAGGAUGUACCUCACCAUGUCAAUAGCAGCAGCACAACCCAUCUUCAUGUACUGGCUCACCUACCAUCUCAUUAGAUAAAACCCACACACUCACUGUGCAGAAGAUGAACUUGGCUCUCCGAACGCCAUCUCACCCCCUUAAAGAAAACACACACAUCAAAGAAGCUGGACUUGGAUGAAACACAGCGGCCACAGUCGUCUGGAUGAUAUCCCAUCAUGUUCCCAGACAUAAAGACAGACUCACAAGACUCGCUCCAUGUACGCAUGGAACAUGCUAUGAAACGAUUAGGAGAGGAUGUGAGGCAUUACAGCCGUGUCUCUCACAGCACAGCCCUGUGACAUUAGUGUUGCCUUUUUUUGUCUUUUUUUUAUGUCAUGUCUUCAGAAACGUGUAGCAAGAGCAAGUGGCUUUAAGUUGUUUUUCUAUACUGUGUAAUUAUUUGUUAAUUUUGUUUUUUAGGACUAUUUAAGUAUGUAUGUAUGUGUAUAGCAAAAGUAUUACCACAGACGUUGCUCCGGUCUGAUAUCUCAUGCGAUUUUUCUGAGCCGACUGUAAAGAUAAAGCACACUAACCUCACACAACCGUCCAUUUAAUGACGAGAACAAAAGUCAAAUCCAGGUUUAAAACGAUCAACUGGCUCUGUUUCGACUAAUGUUUGUUUCAUGGCUUAGAGAAAUAUCUGUCCUCAUUUAUCCGGAGACGAGGGUAAUGUACAGUAACUGGUGUGUAAGUGUGGGUGCAGCACCACCUCCAUUUUAUGUUUAAUCUUUUUGUAUGAGCUUUGAUACAUGUUUGAGCUUUGCUGCCUGACAACUCUUGAAUAGAAAUAUCGACUGUGUGUAAGCCGUGACGCCAGGGUGGGGACGUCGCUAUGAAAUGUUGAAUUGACUUUGAUAUCCUUUUAAAAAAACAAGUAAAUUAUUUACUGCUUUUCAUAUUGAAAGUCAGACGGAAUAAAGAAAGGGAAGAGAUGGGAUGGUUUGCCCUGUGAAGAUUGUUUGUGUCUUUCAGAUACUUGAAAUAUUUUAAUGUCUGAUAUAGUUUGUUGUGCGUUCAUGUGCUUGUAAGUCACCAUGUCAGCUUUUUUAUGUAGCCAGUGUUAACUCAAACCAGGGUAGGAUUCACUUUCACUUAAAUUCAGGAAUAUAAUUUAAAAUUCAGGUUUUGCUUUAUUCUCAGAUGAAACUUGUGAUUAUGAUAAAUGCUGAAACACUUAUUUUAAUUGUCUGAGGUGCCAAUAAAACCUUUUUCCAAAUAUUUGACGAAGCAUUUAAAAAGGAUUUCUUAAAUUGCAUCAUUAUAACGGACUCAUUUAAUAUAAAUGUAGCAGAUAGGUCACUUUUUUCAGGAUUAAACAUGACUGGACGCCAUCCCUAGAGUAGGCUGAAAGCAUACAACAUAACAAAUCAAGCCAUGGAAAUGAUAUGACGGCAGAUAAAUAAAGCCUGACUGAUGGAGCUGCUGAGGUGUGAGUUGUGUUUUGUGUGCUUGAAAUUUGCUUGUAAUCAUUUUUCUCACUUGAUUUAAAAUAAAUAAA